GUAUGUCCUCUGAUAUCAUAAUCCAUAACAAAAGCAGAGCAUCAAUGGCGUUUCACAGUGAGAAGUCUAUCUUAGUGAAGGUAAUCGUCUUCUCUCUGCUACUUCUUCUUCCCUUGUCACAAAGCAACGCUGCUCGUAUUGCAUCGACCUCCAGAGUUCCUAUCGGCCCCAUGCGACCGAUUUGCCCGGCUUGUGUGUGUUGCGAGCCAGCGCCACGAGGAAGGUGCUGCAGAUGUUGUGCAUCUCCUAUCGUCUCUCAGACUCAUCACCACUCUCGAUCUCCAUGAAAGACAUAAACAAAAAAGCCGACUAGUUUGUUUCACCAAGUGCUCUGUUUUUUAUUUAAAAACAUGCUCUGUUUCCAGUAGCUAAGGCUGUAACCAGUGCCGUGCCUACAAUUUUGGGGGCCU
Molecule: messenger RNA, 410 nt
Organism: Raphanus sativus (radish)
Lineage: Eukaryota; Viridiplantae; Streptophyta; Magnoliopsida; Brassicales; Brassicaceae
Exons: 2
Coding region: 3-287 (94 amino acids)
Source: RefSeq, a predicted model, not a curated record